GGGGGCCGGCGGGGCGGGGCCACCAGCGGGCUGAGGGGGCGACAAGAUGGCGGCGGAGACUGUGGAGCUCCAUAAGCUGAAGUUGGCGGAGCUGAAGCAGGAGUGCCUGGCCCGGGGUCUGGAAGCCAAAGGCAACAAGCAGGAUCUGAUCAACAGGCUGCAGGCUUACUUGGAGGAGCACGCCGAAGAAGAAGCAAAUGAAGAAGAUGUGCUGGGAGAAGAAAUAGAGGAAGAAGAGCCGAAGCCUGUAGAGCCGCCUGUCAAAGUGGAAGAGCCUCCUGCCAAGUCUCCUGAUGUGAUUACAGAAAAGAAGGUUGUGAAAAUAACGUCGGAGAUAUCGCAGAUGGAGCGAAUGCAGAAGAGAGCUGAGCGCUUCAACGUCCCCGUGAGCCUGGAGAGCAAGAAGGCAGCGCGGGCAGCCCGGUUCGGUUUGGCCACAGUUUCAACUAAAGGUCUCUCUGCAGACAGCAAACCCAUGGUAAACAUGGAUAAAUUAAAGGAAAGGGCUCAGAGAUUUGGGUUGAACGUCUCCUCACUCUCCAAGAAGAGCGAAGAAGACGAGAAACUGAAGAAGAGGAAGGAGCGAUUUGGCAUCGUAACGAGUUCAGCGGGGUCUGGAGCUACAGAGGACACAGAGGCAAAGAAGAGGAAAAGAGCAGAACGCUUUGGGAUCGUCUGAGGCCCGUCCCUCCUGGCUCCAGCCCGUUUGCAGUGUGCCUCUCGCGUGCGUGCAUACUCCUCCCUCUUCCCCCCAGUUUCCCUCCCUCCCACACUGUUUCUAGGUUGUAGUGACGAGUAGACAGGGAUUCCCCCCAUAGCUGUAUGAUUGUGCUACUUAUUGUUUUUUUUUUCAAGUUAUGAAGUUUUAAGAUUGAAGAGAAGUUGAGCCAAAAGAAAGAUCUGCUCUGGGUGCGUGGCAGCGGCUCGUGCCAGAGGAGCCAGAGGCGGGGGGGGGUUGGAGACAGUCCUGGUGCUCGCUGGCACUGCUGCAGCACACAGGCAGGGGACAGCUAAGCUCUGCCCUGUGGUGAGGGGGCAGGUGGAGCAGCAUCUGCCUUGUGGCAAGGAAGGGAAAGGAGUGGAGGUGGAGCAGGGUUUGCACUGCCCCGACUCGUUGAUUUCUAUCUGCUUGACAGACUCCUGCUGUGCGGCUGAGGGUUGAAGCCACAAUGUCCAUUUGCUGGUUCAGCCCUCUCCUCCUCCUUCACCCUGUGAGAACUGGCCUGAGGUUCAACUGUGUCCUGGUCUCUUCCCAGCAGCUGGGACGGGCACACACCUGGGCAUGGCUCCUGCUCUGGCUCUGCCAUCACACCACAACUUAUCCAGGGCCGAGGGGCUCAGUGCCAGGGAAGGGUUUUCUCAAUUCUUGUGUCUCAUGUUUGCAAAGCUGGACACUGUAUGUGUGAUAGCUGACACGUAGGGCAGCUUCCCCACUGCCUCCCUUCCCAGAUCAGAGCAGCAAUUGCCAGUUAACCCCUGAUCAGGACUGGUGUCUGAGCACAGGAGGAAGAUGUAGCGAUGUGUUGGCAGUGUCCUGCCUCCUGCCAUGCUGAGCUCAAUGUGGCUCGUGACGUGUCUCCCCACGUCCUGGGCUCCUCUGAGGUCAGUGAUACGUUUCUCUACUUAAAGCCAAACCAGCAGUGUCCUCUGUGUGGAUUUUCAGGUGGCUGAAAUUCUUCUCUUGUCUGAAGGCUGAUGUCCCAGGAGUCUCAUUUCUGACCGAAACCUCUUGCUGGGGAGAUGUUUGCCUUGCCCGUGCUCAGUUCCCUAAGAUGACAGAGAACAACGGGGGUGUACAAGUUGAGCUUUUCAGAGGCUUACACCUGGUUCUUAUAAGCAAUAUAUAUAUAUUUUUUAACUUGGAAGUCUUCAAACAGCUUAUGUUCAUUCCUGCUGCAGUCUGACUGCGUCUGUGUGCUCUCAGUGUCUCGAAGCAAUACCUUGAACGUUUGUUCACUUCCCACAGGGCAGCUCAAAGGCCCAGGGGCCAGGUCGCAGUCUGUAUCUUGGGUUGUCGGUGGCCUGGUGACUCGGAGCUCCCUGCUCCUCCCUGUGUUCACAGAGUAACGUUAUCCUGGGUUAUGUUUUUUGUACGUUGGAUUUUGUACGAUGUAUUUUCUAUUUGGCUCAUGAUCCUUUUGCUGGUUAUUUGCUUGAAAUGUUUUGUAGUGUGCCAGGGCAAACGCUGCAUUUCAUCUCGAUUUCAUAAUAAAAGUGCUUCUCCCAGGC
Molecule: messenger RNA, 2229 nt
Organism: Colius striatus (speckled mousebird)
Lineage: Eukaryota; Metazoa; Chordata; Aves; Coliiformes; Coliidae
Gene: SARNP
Product: SAP domain containing ribonucleoprotein
Exons: 11
Coding region: 47-679 (210 amino acids)
Biological process (GO): poly(A)+ mRNA export from nucleus
Cellular component (GO): nucleus
Source: RefSeq, a predicted model, not a curated record